Molecule: messenger RNA, 8132 nt
Organism: Xenopus laevis (African clawed frog)
Lineage: Eukaryota; Metazoa; Chordata; Amphibia; Anura; Pipidae
Gene: adamtsl1.2.L
Product: ADAMTS like 1 gene 2 L homeolog
Exons: 29
Coding region: 153-5429 (1758 amino acids)
Source: RefSeq, a predicted model, not a curated record
UGCACACGCCCCUUGGCUGAGGAAAUGUGAGAGGGGUCGGUGUGUGUGGAAGCUGAUAGGCAGGGGACAGUGCUGGAUAUGACAGCAGCAGAGCAGGGGAGCGCUUAGCAGCUCACUUACUGUCCCAUUCACAGCCCGGCAAGGAUCCAAGCAUGGAAUGGUGCCGUGGGGCAGUCACUGGCAGUCUACUCCUGGCUCUGGCUUGCUCCAUUCUGAGCUCUCGUACUGCUCGUUCAGAAGAGGACCGGGACACUUUGUGGGAUGCUUGGGGUUCCUGGAGUGAAUGUUCUCGGACCUGUGGGGGUGGAGCUUCAUAUUCCUUAAGAAGGUGUCUUAGCAGCAAAAGCUGUGAAGGUCGCAAUAUUAGGUACAGAACCUGCAGUAAUGUGGAUUGUCCAGCAGAAUCAGGAGAUUUUCGUGCUCAACAGUGCUCUGCUCAUAAUGAUGUCAAGUAUCAGGGGCAGUAUCGUGAGUGGCUUCCAGUUCACAAUGACCCAGAGAACCCAUGCUCCUUAAAGUGUCAAGCAAAGGGUACAGCUCUUGUUGUGGAACUGGCACCCAAAGUUCUCGAUGGUACCCGAUGUUACACCGAAUCACUGGAUAUGUGCAUCAGUGGUGUGUGCCAGAUUGUUGGCUGUGAUCACCAGUUAGGAAGCACGGCAAAGGAAGAUAACUGUGGUGUCUGCAAUGGAGAAGGGUCUACCUGCCGUUUGGUGCGAGGAACUUACAAAUCUCAGCUUUCUUCAAAUAAACCGGAUGAUACUGUGGUCGUUAUCCCCUAUGGAAGCAGACAUGUCCGUUUGGUACUGAAAGGGCCGGAUCACUUGUAUUUAGAAACCAAAACAUUGCAAGGUGUAAAAGGAGAGAAUAGCCUCAGUAACACUGGCUCCUUCCUUGUGGAUAACACUAGUAUAGACUUUCAGAGGUUUCCUGAUAAAGAAAUCCUAAGAAUGGCCGGCCCUCUUUCUGCAGACUUCUCUGUAAAGGUCCAUUACGCUGGAGCAGCCGACAGUGUGGUACAGUUCAUUUUCUACCAACCCAUUAUACAUCGAUGGAGAGAGACAGACUUUUUCCCCUGCUCAGCUUCAUGUGGAGGAGGUUACCAGCUGACUUCUGCUGAAUGUUACGAUCUAAGGAGUGGGCGUGUAGUAGCAGAUCAGUACUGCAACUACUAUCCUGAAAACAUCAAGCCAAAACCAAAGCUCCAAGAGUGCAAUAUGGACCCCUGUUUGGCAAGUGAUGGAUACAAGCAGAUUAUGCCUUAUGACCUUUAUCAUCCACUUCCAAGGUGGGAAAGUACUCCUUGGACAGCCUGCUCUUCUUCCUGCGGUGGGGGGAUACAGAGUCGCACAGUUUCCUGUGUUGAGGAAGAUAUCCACGGACAGAUAAGCUCUGUGGAAGAGUGGAAGUGCAUGUAUACUCCAAAGAUGCCUAUUGUACAGCCUUGCAAUAUUUUUGAUUGCCCUAAAUGGCUGGCUCAGGAAUGGUCACCGUGUACUGUUACGUGUGGGCAUGGACUGAGGUAUCGUGUGGUUCUCUGUAUUGAUCACAGAGGCAUACAUACAGGAGGGUGCAGUUCCAAAACAAAGCCUCACAUCAAAGAAGAAUGUACUGUACACAUACCUUGCUACAAGGCUAAAGAGAAAGUACCUGUAGAAGCCAAGUUGCCAUGGUAUAAGCAAGCCCAAGAGCUGGAGGAAGUGACUGCAGUAUCAGAAGAACCUUCGUUUAUUCCGGAGCCUUGGUCUCCAUGCAGUGUUUCUUGUGGAGUAGGCAUCCAGCAUCGGACGGUGAAGUGCCAGGUUUUGUUGACAUUUGCACAGACAAUUGCUGAUCUUCCACUUGAAGAGUGUGAAGGAGCCAAACCUAUAACACAACAAACAUGCUACAGUGGGCCUUGCAAUGGUGAAGCUAUGGAUUAUAAUCCCGAUGAGGAUGAGAUGAAUUAUGGAGGACUGAAGGAUAUUGAAGAACUUUAUGACUGGGAGUAUGAAGGAUUCACAGAGUGCUCAGAAUCCUGUGGUGGAGGCCUGCAAGAAGCCAUAGUGGUUUGCCUAAACAAACAGUCAAGGGUGACAGUAGGCGAGAGUCUGUGUGUGGCCUCCAGGCGCCCGCCACCUCUUUUGAAAUCCUGUAAUAUGGAGGCUUGUCCCCCAAGGUGGGAGAUUGGAAACUGGAGUGCUUGCAGUCUGACCUGUGGGGUGGGCCUGCAAACCAGAGAUGUAUUUUGCUCUCAUCUCCUUUCAAGAGAGACAAAUGAAACAGUAGUCUUGGGAGAUGAUUUUUGCAGGCAAACAAAGCCGACCUUAGUUCAGGCCUGUAAUCGUUUUGAUUGUCCGCCGGCAUGGUAUUCUUCAGAAUGGAAGCAGUGUUCCCAAACGUGUGGCGGAGGCAUUCACACACGGGAGGUUCUAUGCAAGCAGCGACUUUCUGAUGGCAGUAUUUUAGAAUUACCAGAAACCUUUUGCUCCUCUUUAAAACCACCAUCUCAGGAGCUUUGCAAGAAUGAAGAUUGCCCAGCAGAGUGGCAUAUAACUGACUGGUCUCAGUGCUCGGUGACCUGUGGAGAGGGAACACAAAUUCAAAAUGCCAUAUGUAGGAAGAAGCUGAAAACUGGGGAAUACAUUGUAGGGAAUACUACUAUGUGCCCAUCUAUCAAUCUCUUGGUCAGACCUUGCUCAUUAGCAACUUGCACAAGACCCAAGCAUGGUCAGAAACACAGCCCCCAGAUAACAGGGUUAAAGAAGCUGUACAUCCAGACCAAAAGACAGAAGAAGUUGCAGUUUGUUGUGGGUGGAUAUGCUUAUCUACUUCCCAAGACUUCUCUUGUGCUACGGUGUCCUGUGAGGAGGUUUCGCAAGCCACAAAUCAUUUGGGAAAAGGAUGGAAAGCACUUAAUCAGCUCUGAGCAUGUUACCGUUGCACCUCAUGGCUACAUCAAAAUACAUCAUCUUAGGCCCAGUGACACUGGCGUUUAUACAUGCAUGGCAGGACCUAGCCAAGAACAUUUUAUCAUUAAACUCAUUGGAGAUAGCAACAAGAUUAUUUCCCAUUCCAGGACUAGAGAAGAAGAAGUUACGAAAAAAGGGAGGAAAAAUGAAGCUUACCAUCGGCCUGAGAAGCAACAAAAUGGAAAUCUCUUUAACAGAAGUAAGACUGAAAAACAAGUUCAUAUAACAGAUCCUAGCAGUGUUUAUGAUAGUAUUGUUUCUCAUCUCUUGGCAUUAAAAGUGUUAUCUGACAGAAACACAGAUCAACCAGAACAUCAAGAAUCUUUUGAGAGAAAUAUAUCAUCCGAGGAGGACCAUGUUAUUGAGCAUUCUUUGCCCUAUACUUUUGUCACUGAACUUAAGCGCUUAGAUGACAUAAUUCGAUCAUCUCAACAACCUAUUGAACUCCAGGAUAAUUUCAGUAGGCAGAUUCUGUUACAGUUAACUCAGGACAUGAGAAGCCAUUCAGAAAACCAUGAAUCCCCUGUGUUUAAAACUGAACUAAAACAGAUUGGUCCGGGAACCUCAGAACAUUCAUUUUAUAAACCUGUUUCUGGAUUAUCUAGUUCAUGGAGGUCUUCAUCAGUGGAAGCAGAACUCUCUGAAUCUCAUGAGUCUCGGCAGAUGCUCAGGAAGCCAGUGAUCUUAAGAAAAAUAUCAGCAGCUCAACAGUUUUCUGCUUCUGAGGUUGUCACCCAUAUUGGACAGACGGUUGCAUUGGCUAGUGGAACACUCAGCGUCCUGCUUCAUUGUGAAGCAGGUGGGAACCCUAAGCCAGUUAUUAGCUGGGCAAAGAAUGGAGAGGAAGUAAAAUACAGUAAUCGGAUCCUUUUAAAAUCCGACGACUCUCUGCAAAUUUUGGAACCAGUUGAAGCAGAUGUUGGAUUCUAUACCUGCAAUGCAACCAACUCACUGGGUUAUGCAUCGGUGUCUAUUGCGAUCACUCUAGCAGGGAAACCAUUAAUAAAAACUUCUAAAUCUGUAGUCAUCAACACAGAAUCUCCUUCCAUCUCUGUUGAUGUGGGCAGUGUGGUGAAGACUAUUCAGGGAACAAAUGUUAGCAUCCACUGUCAAGUUGCAGGUCUUCCUGAAGCUGAGGUUUCUUGGUACAGAAAUAAAAGCAGACUCCACUCUGUUUCCCAUCAUAGUGAUGCAUCUCUGGCCAUUGGAAAUGUAACAAAGUCUGACCAAGGGCUCUACACUUGUAAGGCAGUCAAUGUCCAUGGGGAGGUAGCAGAAUCUACUCAGCUACAGGUUCUUGACAAUAAAAAUUAUGGAGUGGAACGUUUACAAACACUUUUUGCUGAGUUUGGGCCAGGCACCCUAUCUGUCAUGGCAUCCCCUACAGGAAACAAUCUCAUGGUAAAUCUUGGAGGACUCGCUUUUAUAGGAUGUCCACUGAAAGGCCACAUAAUCCCCAACAUCACCUGGAUCCACGAGAAUCAACCUCUAGGCACUAGUGCAUGGCUGAGGCAUGAAGUUUUAGAAAGUGGUCAGGUUCUUCGACUGAUAAACAUAAGCAAGGAACACCAAGGCGAAUACAGAUGUAUCAUUAAGAAUCCAUCGGAAUCAGUAAUUCAGAGAGCUUUUCUCUCCAUUCAAGCAUCACAUGAGUACCAGUGGUCUACUGUUGGUUUUUCACCAUGUUCUGCAUCAUGUGGUAACCGUGGAAUCCAACAUCCGCAGCUGAAGUGUGUAUUGAACAAGGAAGAAGUCAACACGUCUUAUUGCUAUGAAAAGCCAAGACCAACCAUAAAGCCCACUGCCUGCAACAGAAGAGACUGCCCAGCAAGGUGGAUGGUCACAACCUGGUCAUCUUGCUCACAGAGCUGUGGUGGAGGUUUUCAGACCCGUCGUGUCACUUGCCAGAAACUGACAAGUAUGGGACUCCCUCUCGCUGUAUCAAAUGAUGCCUGCACUGUCUCUUCUAAGCGACCUGUUGACAGUCAAAGCUGUAGUAGGCAGCUGUGCGUUGAAUGGACAACAUCCGCAUGGGGACAGUGUCAUGGCCCCUGCAUUGGACCCAGAAUGGCUCUACAACACAGACAGGUGUUCUGUAGAACAAGGGAAGGGACGGUUGUAUCUCCUGAGCAGUGCCAAGCUUUGCCACGGCCACUAAAUACCCAGAACUGCUGGGCAGAUAUGUGCAGUGUACAGUGGCGGGUGUCAGCCUGGACCCUUUGCACAGCCACAUGUGGUAACUAUGGUUUCCAGUCCAGGCGCGUGGAAUGCAUGCACCACCGGACCAACAAGUCUGUGCCGGAUCACCUGUGCUCCUGGAGGUCUCGUCCAAUUAACUGGCAGCGUUGCAACAUCACUCCUUGUGAAAAUGUGGACUGCAGAGACACCACCAGGUACUGUGAGAAGGUGAAGCAGCUGAAACUCUGCCAACUUGCCCAGUUCAGAUCACGCUGUUGCGGGACUUGUGGGAAAGCAUAACAUUUUUUGCGGAAUUCUUCUUAUACUCUACUCAAGGGGAAUAGAAAAAGAACAAUGAUAACAGGUCGGCAACGCUACAAUGCUCCUGUGAUUCUAUUUAUUUUCUGGUCAGCAUUUUAAAUGGCUUGACAUGAUUCUCUUCCAUUUCUGCUGGAAGACUGAACUCUGUAAAUACCUGACAACAUCAUUCACGUGCUUGCCACGAGUUGGAAAUGGAACAAACACUCAAUGACAAUGCUUAAUAACUAAGCAAGAAGACAACCAGUUGGCUCAUGAACAGUAUGAAACCCACGGAGCUUCAUGUUCAAAUAAAGGGAGUUUGUUGGAAUCUGAAUGUAGCAAUGUGUAAAAAAAAACCCACAAUGGACAACUUUGGACUCCAAUCAAGAUUUUGGAUGUACAUGUCAUUUUAUUGGUUUCAUUGCUUUUGUUUUGUUUUUUUCUUUACAUUUUUCUUGUGCCGUCUCCAAUUUCCAUUUGUGCAAUGGAAUUCUUUGUGCAGAUUGGUACAGAAGUAACAAGUGUUAAUCGCUGUUAACUUCUGAUCCAAAGAAAGCAAAUCACAGGGUGGAUUCAUACGCAAUAAACUGCAAGACAGACUGUGAAAUCAUGAUAUACAGUUAUUGCGCUGUAUGACACAUACCAAAAAGACACGGAAAGGCUUUUAUAUGCACAAUGUCCAACACGGCACCUUAAUGACGACUCAGCCCUAGACUGUAUGCACAAGUGUUUCCCUAGGAGAAUCGCACACGUAACAAACUGCCAACAUACUCUGCAUAAUGACGAUUGGUCCAUUACCCAGUAUUUACCACUGGCUGCAACCAUUUUCUUCCCUACAAGCACUUUAUGCUUAAGAUUUACUUGCAAGCAAGGCAAAACAAUAAGAAAAGUGAGAAAGGAAAUCCAGUUUACCAAGAAAUAGAAAGUGUAACACAGCGGGCACCCAUUUAAUUAUUUAAGUUUGUUUCGCACUUUGCUACCUGUACAUCAUGAUUCAGUGGGGAAUAGGGGGUUUUAAUUACUUUAGUACCUAUCAGGGGGUUUUCCCACUCAAUAAGUGUAAAUCUGAAGUUGUCAUUCUUUAUAAAUCAGUCAUGUUACAGUAGCACAGCUUUGGUGUAGCAACAGAACUAGUCACUAAUGAAGGCCAUGCUUCACUGUAAGGCUAUUGCCAGCUAGAAAAAUGGAAGUUUUCCCAAAAUGCCCCAGUUUUUUAGGGUCUAAAAGUGCGUAUCAUGUCUGGUGUUACAGUUGGUACUGGGGAACACAAUAGUUGCAUUCAGCACCCACAUUUUAUAUCCACCUUGACAGCCAUAGUUUUCUGUACAAUAGAAAGCACAGACUUUUGAAGCUUGCUGUCUUUUUUUUUUUGUAAAUAAAAAUAAAUAGGAGUGUGUUAAGCCCUGAUAAUGUACUAUGUACAAAUCAGGAGGAGAUUAGUAAGAGUAAGUCCUGUGAAUACAAAGGGCUUGUAAUUGCGCCUUUAUACUCAGAGCUCUGCUUUUCUUUACUUAAUCAGCAUUUUUAGCUCCCCCAUUUCAUGAGUCUUUAGUUAAAAAGUUAGUUUUUAUACCCACGAUGCAUGGGCUGUAUUCUUUCACUACAAAUUAUUUUGCUCAUUAAAUCUUUUAGUCCCUCUGUGCCACAUGCACGUUGGGGUGCUUUUAAUAAACGGCUUCUUGAGCUAAAUUUGCCACAUUACACAGUUAUACGCACUGGGAGAAUGCGGCACAGAACAUUGACCAACUUAGUAAGCACUUAACUACCAUUGGAUUUGAUUAGUAUAGUCAUUAAAAGAUAGCUUGGAAAUAAACAGGGUGGAAUAGUGUGGACGGGUUUAGGGCAGCACAACCUGUACCAGAAAAGGUCUCCUCCAGAAAGCCAGAGAAGCAUCUGGCACCAUUGCAGAGAAGGGCAUAGAAAUGUCGCACCCGUUGUUUGGUUUAUUACUGUCCUUCAUUUUGGGGACUAAAUAUAUAGUAAAUGGUCUCUAUACCCUUAAACUUUUAUUGCACAUGCAGGGGAAUACCUAUACUGCCAUAGUUUGAUGGUAUCUCUUUGUACAUACUGUAGUAAACCUCCCUGCCCCCACACCAUCUGGACCAGCACUGUUAGAUCACACCCCCUGUUGCUUCUUGUUAGGCAAUCAUAGCAUAAUUGUAGGGUCUAUAGAAGGUUAUAUGAAAGGAUUUGAGACCACAACCAGCCCCAUGUCGUAAGGGAGAUAAUGAUACAGUCCUGGUUUUUAGGCCAGAAUUGUGGUUUGGAAGUGGAGAGGGAGGGCUAUUAAGUUGGGUAUUGUUCUUGUUCGUGUGGAAUAGUGGUCUGUGCUGCUUUUUGCUUAUCCCACUUUGUUCUUAACCACACUGGAGAACACAUCAUGCUUGCAGUGCUACUUACCAUUUACACACUUACUCACAAAGCCCAACAGCCAAUCAGAAUUCCUUUAUGAGCGAUUCUUGCAUUUUUUUCUGCUAACUCUUAUGUUCAGAAGUCUCUACACAGUGCUCACAAUCCAGCCUUCUUUCUGCCAAUGGUUCACUGAGCAAGGGGUGCGUUGUUUCAAUGCACCACAUUAUUUUUAUUAUUAAAAAUGUUAUGUAUGUAUAACUUUUGUGUAUAUUUAUUAGGGUUUCUUGUAUAAAAAGUGCAAUAUUAAUAAUUGUACAUUGUUUUUCCAGAUAAAGCUAUUUUUGGAACUUU